Cyclopterus lumpus (lumpfish) is the source of this 6976-nucleotide messenger RNA. RefSeq names its product E3 ubiquitin-protein ligase HECW2-like. Gene Ontology annotation, biological process: regulation of dendrite morphogenesis. The record is from RefSeq and is a predicted model, not a curated record. Lineage: Eukaryota; Metazoa; Chordata; Actinopteri; Perciformes; Cyclopteridae. Gene Ontology annotation, molecular function: protein binding; ubiquitin-protein transferase activity.
UGCCUCAUCUUCCACGGAAACCAUGGCGAUGGCUGCCUCUCCCUCAUCCCAGUCGUCCUCAUCAUCGGCCAACAGCAGCGCCCGGGAGCACCUCCUGGCGGUGCGUCGACGUACCCCUCACACCCGGCCGUACACGAUCGGUCCAGAUAACCUCCACAGCAUGUCAGUGCAGGGCACAGCCGGGGAAGUCGGUGCCUCUGUGCCCUCCUCUCCCACUAUGUCGUCAGGGAGCCAAUCAGAAACAGUGGGUGUUGGGCUCCAGCGGGCCAACAGCGACACAGACCUGGUGACAUCAGACAGCCGCUCAUCACUUACGGUGUCUACGUACCAGCUGACUCUAGGCCAAAGCCACCUGGUAAUCUCCUGGGACAUCAAGGAGGAAGUGGAUGCCACCGACUGGAUCGGCUUGUACCACAUCGAUGAGACGCGUGUGGCCAACGUGUGGGACUCCAAGAAUCGUGGAGUGAAUGGCAGCCAGAGAGGACAGAUCGUGUGGAGACUGGAGCCGGAACCCUACUUAAUGGAGCCGGAGACUAAGAUCUGCUUUAAAUACUAUCACGGUGUGAGUGGAGCAUUAAGAGCAACUACACCUUGUAUCACCAUCAAGAACCCUGGAGUACCGGUGGGCAGUGAAGGCCAAGUUGAGGACCAAUCAGGCACUGAGAACUGUCGUAAACUAGUCAGCUUCACCCUAUCCGGCAUACGGGCAGUGGGCAUGAAGAAGGGCAUGUUCUUCAACCCCGACCCCUACUUGAAAAUGUCAAUACAGCCCGGGAAGAGGAGUGGCCUCCCAAAAUUCACCCACCACGGCCAGGAGAGACGCUCCUCCAUCAUAGCCAACACAACCAACCCUGUGUGGCACGGGGAGAAAUACACCUUUGUGGCUCUGAUGACUGAUGUGUUGGAGAUCGAGGUGAAGGAUAAGUUUGCCAAGAGCCGACCGAUCAUCAAGCGGUUUCUGGGUCAGCUGAUCAUCCCUGUACAGAGGCUUCUGGAGGGGCCGACCACUGAUGAUCAGCCAGUCAGCUAUAGCCUGUGUCGUCGUCUCCCUACGGAUCAUGUGAGCGGGCAGCUUUCGUUCAGGGUGGUUGUGACCUCCACUGGACAUGAAGAAGCCUCCCCAGAGGCUGUGGGAGUCCACUUAGAUGCAGUGAACGGUGAUCCUGGAAGUCCCUCAGACGACGAAGACCUCCCUCACCAAUCCUCCUCUUCACGCGUCACAUACAGACCUUCUCCCACAGGCCCUGAUGAAGGCUCCAGAUUAGUCAAUGGCGCUUGUUACUAUGGCGAUGACAGUAUUUGGGGGCAGAAUGGACAGGAAGAUCUGCUUGCUGUGGGUCUGGGCUGUCACACUCACCGGCAGGUGUCGCUCAACGACUACCUGGACACCAUCGAGGCACCGAGAAGCCCCGGGAACCGACCUUUCGUAGGGCCCUCGCCGAAACUCCGCUCCAGCUUUCCAACAGACACGCGGCUAAAUGCCAUGCUGCACAUAGACUCGGAUGAGGAUGAGGAGACGGCGGGGCAGCAAAGGGAGCAAUCCCAGGAGAUGAGGACACAGCAAAGCACAGACUUAGCCUUAUCGAGGAGAUGGGCUGAGUCUCAACAGGGGAACGAGGGUUCAAAAGGAGAGCCAGAGGGGCAGACCGGAGCUGCAACUGGGCCUGGAGCUGGGGCCACAACAGACGCAGGUUCCUCUGCCAGAGCUCAGCCUGGAACUGAACCUGAAGGGGCCGAACCUGUAGCUGAAGCUGCCAAAGCACAGGCCGAGACUGCAGCUGGGACCAGAAAGGUUGCUGGAGCAUUAGCAGAGGCUGCACAUGUCAUUGGAGAAAUGUUGACAGCUCUCAGCUCAUCUCAGGCAUCUGGGAAUGAUGUACAAGCAGUAGCUGGGCCGGGGGAGUCUGUGGGGGAAUGUACCUGUCAGGAGCAGAGCAGCAGAACAGGGGCCAACCAGGAGGUAUCCUGCAAUCCCUCACUUGGUCCACUUUCACCCAUUCAGGAGGUGGAGACAAGAAAAGAAAUGGCUCCGAAGGCCGAAGAAGAAGGGGAGUCAUCAAGCAUUGAGGCAAAUGGGCCAGUAGCAGCAGCAGCUCCUGUAUGCAGCAUCAUAGAUAACCAAGGAGGAGGGAUUUCUGAAGUUGGAGCGAGAGCCAGCGGUCGGGAGGAGCAUGAGGUGUGGAGGAGGAGACAGUCCAUGCAGGCCUCCGGAGGCAUAGCCCAGAACCAGGAGGUGUGUGGGGCCAGAGGCAGUAUGAACGGGACAGUAGGGGUGGACAGAGAGACAGACUGGGAGGCUCGUAUUGACAGCCAUGGUAGAAUCUUUUACGUGGACCAUGUCAACAGAACCACAACUUGGCAGCGUCCCACCGCUCCCCCCGCCCCGCAGGCCCUCCAGAGGUCCAACUCCAUACAGCAGAUGGAGCAGCUGAACCGCAGGUAUCAGAGUAUACGUAGGACAAUAACCAAUGAAAGUAGACCAGAGGAGCAGCCAGCCAAUGAGCUGCUGGCUGAUGAGACUGACAUGCAACCUUCCAUACCAGAACUGCGCAGGGACAACAGUGUGGCUCAGUCCAGUCCCAGGUCUCGCCUCACUCUGCUGCUUCAGUCCUCCAGCGCGAAGUUCCUCACCAGCCCCGACUUCUUCACUGUGCUGCAUUCCAACCCUAGUGCCUACCGUAUGUUCACCACCAACACGUGUCUGAAGCAUAUGAUCAGUAAGGUUCGUCGGGAUGCUCACCACUUUGAGCGCUACCAGCACAACAGGGACCUGGUGGCCUUCCUCAACAUGUUCGCCAACAAACAGCUGGAGCUGCCGAGAGGCUGGGAGAUGAAGCACGACCACACUGGCAAGUCUUUCUUUGUGGACCAUAACUGCCGUGCCACCACCUUCAUUGACCCCCGGCUUCCUCUCCAGAGCACUCGGCCCCCAAGCCUCCUAGCCCACCGCCAACACCUGACUCGCCAACGCAGCCACAGUGCUGGGGAGGUCAGCCCACGGCGACUGGCUGGUGAAGACCCCCGUCACGCUGGCCCACCCGUCCUGCCCCGGCCUUCCAGCACCUUCACCUCUGCCAACAGGGGCCAGUGCCAAGACGUUGUGCCAGUGGCUUACAAUGAGAAGAUUGUUUCGUUUCUUCGACAAGCAAACAUCUUUGAGAUUUUGCAGGAAAGACAGCCUGACUUCAACCGGAACCAUUCACUCAGGGAGAAGGUGCAACUCAUACGCACAGAUGGAGGGUCAGGAUUGGCCAGGCUGUCAGGUGAUGCUGAUCUUGUCAUGCUACUAAGUCUGUUUGAAGAUGAAGUAAUGUCCUACGUGCCUCCUCAUGCCUUACUUCACCCAAGCUACUGCCAGUCAGCUCGGGGAUCCCCCGUCUCCUCUCCACAGAACUCGCCUGGUACCCAGAGGGCUAACGCCAGAGCCCCAGCACCUAAUAAGAGAGACUUUGAGGCCAAACUGCGCAACUUCUAUAGGAAACUGGAAACUAAAGGCUACGGCCAAGGACCAGGGAAGCUAAAGUUGAUCAUCCGUCGUGACCAUCUGCUGGAAGAUGCCUUCAACCAGAUCAUGUGCUAUUCCCGUAAAGACCUGCAGCGCAGCAAGCUCUAUGUCAGCUUUGUCGGGGAGGAGGGGUUGGACUACAGCGGGCCUUCCAGGGAGUUCUUCUUCUUGGUUUCCAGGGAACUGUUCAACCCUUAUUAUGGUCUGUUUGAAUACUCUGCAAACGAUACUUACACCGUCCAGAUCAGCCCAAUGUCCGCUUUUGUAGACAAUCACCAUGAAUGGUUCCGGUUCAGUGGUCGUAUUCUGGGUUUGGCUCUGAUCCACCAAUACCUGCUAGAUGCCUUCUUCACCAGACCCUUCUAUAAAGGCUUACUGCGCAUUCCAUGUGACCUGAGUGACCUAGAGUACCUGGAUGAGGAGUUUCACCAGUCCCUUCAGUGGAUGAAGGACAACGACAUAGAAGACAUGCUGGACCUUACCUUCACUGUCAAUGAAGAAGUCUUCGGGCAGAUAACAGAAAGGGAACUGAAGCCUGGCGGAGCCAACAUCCCAGUAUGUGAGAAGAACAAAAAAGAAUACAUUGAGCGUAUGGUGAAGUGGAGGAUAGAGAGAGGAGUGGUGCAGCAGACUGACAGCCUGGUCAGAGGUUUCUACGAGGUGGUGGAUGCCAGGCUAGUAUCAGUGUUUGAUGCAAGGGAACUGGAGCUGGUGAUCGCCGGCACAGCUGAAAUUGACUUAUCAGAUUGGAGGAACAACACAGAAUACAGAGGAGGUUACCAUGACAACCAUAUUGUGAUCCGGUGGUUCUGGGCAGCAGUGGAGAGGUUCAACAAUGAACAAAGACUACGGCUUCUGCAGUUUGUGACCGGGACAUCCAGUAUUCCUUAUGAGGGCUUUGCUUCUCUGCGAGGCAGCAAUGGACCUCGCAGAUUUUGUGUGGAGAAGUGGGGGAAGGUCACAGCACUGCCUAGAGCCCAUACCUGUUUUAAUCGGCUGGACCUGCCACCAUACCCUUCCUUUUCAAUGCUGUAUGAGAAGAUGCUGACGGCUGUGGAAGAGACCAGCACCUUUGGGCUGGAAUGAUUCUUGUACCCAAAUUUCAGCUUACCUCAAUGACUAAAAGAGAGGUAGCCAUGAAAAAAGCUGGAUUUUAAGUCCAAUUUCUUGGUUGUGCUUAACUUAUAAUGGGCUAUCAUUUAUAACAGAGGCUGAUAAGACCUUCAAUGCUGACCUUUUUGUACAUGGGACAUUUGGUAAACCCUUGUUUUUGUUGCACCUGCACACAUUCUCACCUACUUAGUAACACACCCUUUCACCUCUGUGAUGUGAUGAAUGAAGACCCACACUGCCUUUGGACCAGAAUCAUGACUGUUGGGAUUUGACCAAUCGGAGAACAGGAUUUUUUUUUACUUUUCUCUUUGAUAAUAGGAGUUAAAGUUUAAAAUGUACACAUCAAAGAAGAAGCAACCACUGCCUUUACUACAAAAGCUCAGUGGACUCAGCCUCUUUUAAUCUAGUGUGGUUUGACCUCAAAUAUAUACGGUCUGUCCAGAAUUGUGUUUCUUGCGGAACAGUGUCUCUUUUUGAGCUGUAGUACUAACCACUAAUGCAAUUUAUUCUCGAAGCCAUUCAAGGACUGCCUGAUAUAACAUUUGGUAAGGUUUUUGGAAUUGUCCCCAUAACUUCUACAGCAGAUGUUGGUCUCCAGACAAAAGCUAUGAUAUUUUACAAUAUUUUCAUCUUCAAGAAUAACUGAUUUUCUAAUGAUGUUGCAGUUACAUCUUGUGAUUUGAAUGUAACCAAUUUUAUGAUGCAGAUUGUGUGAGAAGUGAUUUUGUACCCGAUUUGGAUCAACUGGCAAAAAAAGAUUUGGCCCAACUUAAUAAUAUUGAGUUAUUGUUUUGAUAGUAGAAAGUAACACUCACUUUUGGAUCGUAUCAAUUCAAAGUUUGUUAAAAAUAGUCUAAACUCAAGAGGUGUAGAUUGCCUAACAUCCAAAUAGGCUAUGUAAUUUAAAAUGUCCAGUGGUAGAUCUAGAAAAUUAGGGUGGUUCAAAAAAUCUAGCUCGGUGGCAGUGGUCUUGAUCAGGGAUGGAAAGAAUUAAAAGCACACAAGCUCUAGGUGGUGGGGCAUCAGCACGCAACAAAACACUUAUACAAAUACAAUGUGUCGAUAUGUUGAUUUCGUUUUACCCUUUUAAAAAUAUUUAUCAUUAUUGUUUAUUCUUUUGAAAAGUGUCAUUAAAUCAAAAUGAUUGAAGAGGAAUCUGACAUUUCAUAUUCCAGCCAGUUAAUGCUACCUAAUUUGACAGUAAUUCUACCUUUAUCGCUGCUGUGCUCUAUUUCAGUUGAAUCCCAGUUUACACAGUUGUUACAUGCAUGACAAAGAAGUAUAUUAACAUAAAUGUAUAUUGGAUUACAAUUAGCGAUUUGUGUAUAUGUAAAACACACACACAAUGCAGUAAAGGGCGGCUAAUUUUAGUCUUAACUACUUUAUGUACUGCAUAGGUAAUUAGAGUUGGUAUUAAUCGACUCCAGUCCCCUAGCAACCCUUCUUAAUAGGAUUAACGGUUACAGAUAUUGGAUGGAUAUUUUGGUAUACUUUGUAAAUAUUCAAUUGAACUAGUAACUUUUUUACUCCACAUGCCGUGGAGUAAAAAAGUACAAGUAACAAGUAUAAAGUAGCAAAAAAUUAAAAUACUCAAGUACAACGAUAAAUACCUACAAUUGUACAAUAGUUAUUGAGAUAGUUCAGACUGAACCAACGUGGUUAACAUUGCCCUCCGUUCAUCCUUGUCACUAGCAUGGCUCAAAUGAAGGGAUGAAUGUAUCAGCUCAGUUGUAGCAAGCAUGCAAUGUAACAUUUUAGCUAACGUAAGAAUAAUGGACUGGCUCUGAUUAUUGGCCAUUAUCAGUUCUGGAUUGUCUCUGUAUUUCUUACCUAGUGCAGGCAGUUUGGACGAAUCAGUAACAUAGGAGUGAGAGAAAAUUAUUUUAGAAUUAUGGACAAUCCCCAUUGCCCGACUACAGCUGCUGGUGUGAAAAACACAAUAAGUUAAUUAGAUUUCAAGAUAAAGAUUCAAGGUUUUAUUUUAAGUUAAUUUAUUAUAUAUUUCACAGAUAUGAAAACUGAUUAGUCAAGGACCUACUAUUUUUCUUGUUUACACUAAACCCGAUUACAAAAUAUAAUUAUUUCCAGUUUAAGUUUCGUGGGAACGUGGAUAAAUGUUCAUGUGCAAAUUCAGUUUAAUUUAAAUUGGGAUAAAAUAAUAAAAAUAUAUUAUUUCCAUAACUAAAUGCACUGCCCUUUGUCAGUCUCAUCAGAAUGUACCAGCGUUUUGAGCCUUAACCGACUGCCUCACAUCUGACCCUAAUCCAAACAAACAACCACUCUCUGUAUUGUCCACCUCACACUUUUGAAUAUGAAUGUUUGUCAGCAUUGCUCCUAAAAUAAAAUUCUAUCACCUUU